AAGCAAAUAAAUGGGUUAUAUUGAUUUAUUAAAUUAUAGAUAUAAAUCAAGAACAAUUUUAAUUUUUAUAUUUACAAUGGCCUUUUGUUAUUGUGGAAGUAAUGCCGUUAAUGUCUAUUGUUUUAGUAUACUUGCUUCUAUAGAAGAUGCUUCUACAGCUUAACUUUUUACUUCAAUAAUUCCUAUAGGAGAUAUUAUUGGACCUUUUAUAUCUAUAAUUCUUAUUGGUAGUCUAAACAGAAAAAAUUUAUAUAUAGGAGGACUUUUCGGAUGUAUGUUUUCACUUAGUGUAUUUUCUAUUUUAGGAUGGGCCUAAAUUAGAGAUGCCUAAAAAUAUUUCCUUAUUUUAUUUAAGCUUAUUUUUGCAUCAAGCGUCGGACCAGUUCAUUGGACAUUCCCUUCCGAAAUAAUGCCUCCUAUUGGAAUCGGAUUUUUCUCUUUUGCUUAUUGGGUUUGUUCUUUAUCUACAGUUUAAAUAUAUCCUUAUUUAUUAAAUGGAAUUGGUACUGAAGCAUCUAUAAUAAUAUUUCCUAUUGUUACUAUAUUCCUUAUAAUGUAUUUAAGUAAGUAUAUGAAAGAUUCUACAGGAAAAACAAAAGAAUAAAUAGAAAAUAUGUAUAUAGCGAAACAAUCAAAUAAUAAUUUACAAACUCUAGAGGAUUUAAAUUUCCCUUAUACAGCGAAUAAUAUUUAGGGGAUAGAUUCACCUACUAAAAAAUGA
Messenger RNA from Ichthyophthirius multifiliis, 721 nucleotides. Its product is annotated as major facilitator superfamily protein, putative. Gene Ontology annotation, molecular function: carbohydrate:proton symporter activity. The transcript is spliced from 2 exons. Gene Ontology annotation, biological process: carbohydrate transport; transmembrane transport. NCBI's taxonomy places the organism in Eukaryota, Ciliophora, Oligohymenophorea, Hymenostomatida. Gene Ontology annotation, cellular component: membrane. The record is from RefSeq and is a predicted model, not a curated record.